Messenger RNA from Capronia epimyces CBS 606.96, 1290 nucleotides. RefSeq lists its product as uncharacterized. NCBI's taxonomy places the organism in Eukaryota, Fungi, Ascomycota, Eurotiomycetes, Chaetothyriales, Herpotrichiellaceae. Gene Ontology annotation, cellular component: P-body; CCR4-NOT core complex. The transcript is spliced from 3 exons. The record is from RefSeq and is a predicted model, not a curated record. Bases 1 to 1290 code for a protein of 429 amino acids. Gene Ontology annotation, biological process: nuclear-transcribed mRNA poly(A) tail shortening; regulation of DNA-templated transcription.
AUGAACUCCAGGACGAACGCCCAACUCGAUCUGUCAUCCUCCUCCUUCCCUAGUUUAAACAACGCUGGUCUACAGUCGCAGAAUCACAGUGUCGGCUCUAGUGCUUGGCAGACCGGCCCCCCUCAAAGCGAGCAAGGCCAGAGACAGCAGCUCCAAUCGUCACGUUCCCACGGGCAGACUCGACAACAACAGCAGCAGCAGCCACAGUCGGCGAGCACCAAUCUCGACGGGAUGUAUCCUACAGACACGUAUUCGCGAAAUGCGCCGAUGGAGUUUUCUUCUGAAUCGUCGCAGCCGGUACGUCGAUCAAAUCAAAUACCCGGCGGACCGCCUGGACUAGUGCAACGACCACCGAAUCAGCAGAAUGAUGGAAUUUCCCGCGACAUAAGCAGAGUCACAUCUCCUUCAGGACAAACUCAUAUCUCUCGGUCACCCAUGCUGCAGAGUCUGAAUGCCGUGAUAGGGCAAGAUAGAUUCUUAGGGCAGGAUGGGAGGAUUCAGAACAAAGACUACUCACAAGACUCGCCGUCACAAUCGGUAGCACUACAGUCCAGGGAUCUUUUUCUGGACCGAGAGUCGGGUGCAAGACCAGAACAAUCCAUGGACGCCAUCUUUGCCGGCAUGACAGAACGAGAAAAGUUUGGGAUGAAGGGAUACAUCGCCGAGCAGGAGAAUGCCAGCCCAGCCGCGAGGAGUAUCAUGAAGGGAGUAGAUCUGUCGACACUGGGCAUCAACAUGAGCUCUCAGGAACCCCUCCUGGUCACGUAUGCCGGGCCUUGGGCCGAACCAAACGCUCAGCCUUUGCGACCGCUGGACUCUGAAUACACCAUACCGGACUGUUACACGGUCAAAAAGAUUUCCCCCCUGGCAAGCCGAAUCAACGGAUUCAUGGACGAAACCCUCUUCUUCAUAUUUUAUACAAUGCCUCGGGACUACACACAGAUGCUGGUAGCUCAGGAAUUGGUGGCGAGGAAAUGGCGGUACCACAUGAGAGAGAAACAAUGGCUUACACGGGACGACGCAUCGCCUAGCCCGGUCCUGUUAGACGACAAAGUCAGCGAACAAGGAUACUACAUCUGGUGGGACACCAAGCUAUGGAAGAAGGUCCGACGGAUCUACACGUUGAGAUACGAGGAUCUGGAAGAACAACCAAGUAUGGGCAACCGGACCAUGCAUGCGGGCGCAAUGGGAACAAUGACCGGAGGCGUUGUGAACGGGGGAAUGGGAGUUGGUAAUUUCAACGCCGUGCCCAGUCUUGAACGGAUGGCGGCCAGUGGCAGGGGGUUCUGA